Molecule: messenger RNA, 4899 nt
Organism: Grus americana (Whooping crane)
Lineage: Eukaryota; Metazoa; Chordata; Aves; Gruiformes; Gruidae
Gene: GIT2
Product: GIT ArfGAP 2
Exons: 20
Coding region: 136-2409 (757 amino acids)
Biological process (GO): brain development; regulation of ARF protein signal transduction
Molecular function (GO): GTPase activator activity; protein binding
Source: RefSeq, a predicted model, not a curated record
GAAUAGCGCCGGCGGCGGAGCGGGCGGCGCUAUCGUGCGCAUGCGCGCUGCCGCCUCAUCUCGGCCGCCUGGUGGGGGCUGGCGGCGGGGACCCGUUAGCGCGGCAGGAAGCGCCCGGUCCCGCCGCCGCGCACCAUGUCGAAGCGCCUGAGAAGCAGCGAGGUCUGCGCCGACUGCAGCGCCCAGGAUCCUUGCUGGGCAUCUAUAAACAGGGGGAUUCUGAUCUGUGAUGAGUGCUGUAGUGUUCAUCGAAGUUUGGGGCGUCAUAUCUCUCAAGUGAGACAUCUCAAGCAUACGCCAUGGCCUCCCACACUGCUGCAGAUGGUUGAAACACUGUACAAUAAUGGUGCUAACUCCAUAUGGGAACAUUCGUUGCUGGACCCUGCCUCUGUUAUGAGUGGAAGACGCAAAGCUAGCCCACAGGAUAAAGUGCAUCCCAAUAAAGCAGAAUUCAUUAGAGCUAAAUAUCAAAUGUUAGCAUUUGUUCAUCGCUUGCCAUGCCGAGAAGAUGACAGCGUUACUGCCAAAGAUCUUAGUAAGCAACUCCAUUCCAGCGUAAGGACUGGGAAUCUGGAAACGUGUUUGCGAUUACUCUCCUUAGGAGCUCAAGCCAACUUCUUUCAUCCUGAGAAAGGAAACACCCCGCUCCAUGUUGCUGCUAAGGCAGGACAGACUUUACAAGCAGAAUUAUUAGCGGUUUAUGGUGCUGAUCCUGGCACGCAAGAUUCCAAUGGAAAAACUCCAAUUGACUAUGCAAGACAAGGUGGGCAUCAUGAACUGGCAGAACGCCUGGUGGAAAUUCAGUAUGAACUCACAGACAGGUUAGCUUUCUAUCUCUGUGGCAGGAAACCAGAGCAUAAGAAUGGGCAGCACUUUGUUAUACCUCAGAUGGCAGACAGCAGUCUAGAUUUAUCAGAACUUGCAAAAGCAGCUAAGAAGAAGCUUCAGUCUCUAAGCAACCACUUAUUUGAAGAACUUGCCAUGGAUGUGUAUGAUGAAGUUGACAGGAGGGAAACAGAUGCAGUUUGGCUUGCUACUCAGAAUCAUAGUACACUUGUGACAGAGACCACAGUGGUCCCUUUUCUUCCUGUAAAUCCUGAAUAUUCCUCUACCAGGAAUCAGGGAAGACAGAAACUGGCUCGAUUUAAUGCCCAUGAAUUUGCUACGCUAGUUAUAGAUAUUCUAAGUGAUGCCAAACGAAGACAACAGGGGAAUCCUAUCACUGGUUCAAAAGAAAAUGUGGAACUGAUACUCAAAUCAAUCAGCAAUCAACAUAGUAGUGAAAGUCAGGAUAAUGACCAGCCUGAUUAUGACAGCGUUGCUUCAGAUGAAGAUACAGAUCUGGAAACAAAUGCAGCUAAAUCAAACAGACAGAAGAGCCUGGAUUCAGACUUGUCAGAUGGACCAGUGACAGCCCAAGAAUAUAUGCAAGUUAAAAAUGCAUUGGUGGCUUCUGAGGUAAAGAUUCAGCAGUUAAUGAAAGUGAACAUCAACUUGAGCGAUGAGCUGAGAAUCAUGCAGAAAAAGCUUCAAACGCUACAGAGUGAAAAUACCAACCUCAGAAGACAGGCCACAACCAAUAUAUAUCAGGUCCAAACUGGUUCUGAGUACACAGACCCUACCAACAAUUCUUCUUUAAAGCGACGACCAUCUGCACGGGGUAGCAGACCCAUGUCCAUGUAUGAGACUGGAUCAGGUCAGAAACCCUACCUCCCCAUGGGAGAGGUCACAUACCCAGAAGAAAGCAUAACAAGACUGCAGCCUUUCCCUCCACAUAUCGGGAGGAGUGCGUUUGUGACCUCCUCUUCAUCUCUACCUUCCUUCCCCUCCACGCUUUCCUGGUCAAGGGAUGAAAGCACACGAAGGACUUCAAAGCUGGAGAAGCAGAGCAGCGUGUCUGAGAGUGACUAUGAUAACCCCACCGCCCCCCUGGAGCUGGAGGAAACGGGGACGGGCAGGAAGGGCCGGCAGAGGAGCGUCAUUUGGCAGGGGGAGGGAUCCAUCCCCGAAGACGCCGACACAGCCCCCAGCUCCAGUUUGCCCAGUACAGAAGAUGUGAUUCGGAAAACUGAGCAGAUCACUAAGAACAUCCAGGAGCUGCUGCGAGCAGCGCAAGAGAACAAGCAUGACAGCUAUAUACCAUGCUCCGAGAGAAUACAUGUGGCAGUAACGGAAAUGGCAGCUUUGUUCCCAAAAAAACCCAAAUCUGAACUGGUAAGGACUUCUUUGCGUCUGCUGACAUCUAGUGCCUACAGACUCCAGUCCGAGUGCAAAAAAACCCUUCCGGUGGAGACGUGCCCUACGACAGACAUCCAGCUGGUCACGCAGCAAGUUAUCCAGUGCGCCUACGACAUCGCCAAGGCUGCUAAACAGCUGGUUACCAUCACAACCAAAGAGAACAACAACUGAGUCACACUUGGCUUUUUAGGCUUGUUUUUUAAAGGUUGGAUUUCAAAUAUAGGUGUGGAACUAUUCAAAUUUUUAUGAGAAAAACUAAAGGGGCAAGAAACUUUUUUUUAAAACUCAGUAUUAUUUUUGCAUGUUUUCUAACAAUUUUAUGAUUAAUUUAACCCACUGCCUUAUUUUGUGCCUGUGUUGCCAGUUUAGUUACAGAUAAUAGCAUGUUGCAAAUAGCUGUUGAGCCAAUAUCACGUACCAGCGUUAUAUCAAGCUCUUGCUAGAUGUUUCCUUGGGGCCACGUUCUGCUUUCAGAUACUGCUUGCAAACCUCCCGCUGACAUCAGCUGCUCCUAUCGGAGGGCAGAAUCUGGCCUCUGCUCCGUCCAUCCCAGAGCCGUGUGUGCCGUGAUGUUGCUGACUGAGAAACCUGCAGCGACGCAGGCUCUGACGGCUCCAGGACCGUAACUGCCACCCAGCAGGAAGAAGGCUGUAGUCCCGAUAACGGAGUACAAGCCGAACAUUAUCUGUUCCCAUGUUGACUGUUGUGCAAUAAUAUGUUUUUAGUCUGCUAAAACAAUAGUAGUUGUGGGCAUCCGAGCUUAUUACAUGUAACUAUACAAGGUCUUUGUCACUUUAUCUGUUUUGGAAGGAAUUUGAAAUGUAAUAGUUAUUUCUUUUAGUUGUCACUAUGCCAUUAAUAUAUAUGUUUGAAGUUAUUUUAGGGCAUUAGUGGUUAAAAUAUUAUCCUUUGUUUCUGAUUUAAUAAUUCAUUCUUAAGUUUUCUACAGAAUUUUACUGUCAUCUCCAAGGCACUAUCUUGUUUGCAGCAGCAUUGCUCAGUAACUUGAUGCAAUUUCACUAAAGAUUUCUGUGGUAAUUAAAAAAAAAAACAAAACAAAAAAAGGAAGUUAGAAGAGUGCCAGUGCAAAAGCAGCUGUGUCUGCCAUAGCAUAUAACCUCUGUACCUCAACAUAUCCAAAUGUGAAAAGAUUGCUUACUUCUAGUUUUAUGCAAAUCUUUCAAAAUUUUACAAGCUACGUGUGGAGUAACCCACGCUAGGCUGCCUGUCAGAAAGGUAGGUGGGUGACAAAUGUCAGUGUGUGUUUCAGGUUUUGCCAUUCACAACAGUUCACAAAACUUCCAAAACUGUGUCAGUCCAUGAUUUCAAAAACUAGAGUGUUUUGGGAGUCUAAAUUCCAUGGGGGGGGAAUCACCAGUUUUUGCCUCUGCGUGUGUCCCUUUUGGAAGCGCGUUGUCAUUUCCAAGGAGCCGGCCGUGGCAGUUCAGCUGAUGUGAACAUUUAGAGUUUUCAGAGAACCAGCGCUCUGCUGUUCCACAAACAGGUCUGCAGCGUGCUGCCUGCCAAAACCACACACCCUUCAAGGCUUUCUGGUGAAAAACAGCCAUGUUCAGGAGAACGAGCAAACUACAGUUCAGUGGUUGGUUCCUGUUCAAAUCAUAGUGUGUCUGUAUGUAUAAAUAAGCACUAAGUGCCAGAACACUGUCAGAUUCUUGUGUGUUGUAAUUACCUCCCUUUUUAAAGUAGUGCAAGUUUGAGGGAAGGAAGGGAGAGAGAGGACAAUCCUGUAAUGUUCAUCAUUGUGGGGUUUUUAUUUCUUUUCUGCACUUCUGAAUUCCAGAACUGUCUCUAAACUCAUGGGAAUGUAGACAGGCUGGGAUUAGAACUGCAAAAGACAUUUCUAAAUUUCAGAAUUAUGCUACUGGCAAUUAAAUACAUCAAUAAUCUUCUAGGAACUUUUUCUUAAAUUGGCAUCACUGAAAGGCAGCGGACGGUAUUUUUUAAUCUCAGGACACCAUUGUAUGCUUUCUUUAACAUAUCUUGCCCAGGUAAUACUGAGUUAUGUUGUAACUUACCAGUUGUUUAAACUUGCCUCUGUACCAAAACAAAGGGGCCCAUGGAUAACUGCAAGCCCUCAUUCCAGCUAUGCUAGCUCCAGAUUUUCUAAAAUAAACUAUUUAGCUUGGUUUAGCUAUAAGAACAUGGCCAACCCGUAAGUGAUUUCCCGUCCUGUCACUUAAACAGCAUUUCUGGUCCCUUCCCCCCGCUGGGAACACGUUUGUUGUAGGUUGGUUACGGUCACACUGCGUCAUCGCUCCGGAACUGUGGUGACAGUCAUGCAAGAUGGGCACUUCUCCGACACGUGCUGCUGUGCUCCCUCAGCUCUUCCCAAAGACAGGCGGAGCGGUUCAGAGCCACCAGUGGAACUACAGGGUAGUAAGUCAAUUAGCCCUCAUUGUACAGCACUGCGGGUGGGGGGAGUUAGAAUACCUGAAAUAACAAAGGCGGUUUGUUCUUUUAUGACUAGAUCUCCUCUUUUUCCCCUGUAAACAAACUUGCUCUUUCUUUACAAAAUGCUGCAUAGGAAAGUAAACAAUUUUUUUGCCUUUUUCCAAACCUUGUAUUUAUCAGUGUCAUUCUGUCUGUACAAUAUUUUGACUUAAUCUUUUGUUUACAGUAUUACUAUAAAAUGCUAAAACC